Thunnus maccoyii (southern bluefin tuna) is the source of this 2574-nucleotide messenger RNA. Its product is annotated as serine/threonine-protein phosphatase PP1-beta catalytic subunit-like. Gene Ontology annotation, cellular component: cytoplasm; nucleus. Lineage: Eukaryota; Metazoa; Chordata; Actinopteri; Scombriformes; Scombridae. The transcript is spliced from 8 exons. The coding region runs from base 53 to 1036 and encodes 327 amino acids. The record is from RefSeq and is a predicted model, not a curated record. Gene Ontology annotation, molecular function: protein serine/threonine phosphatase activity. Gene Ontology annotation, biological process: regulation of circadian rhythm; circadian regulation of gene expression.
AGUCAGCGUUCAGGGCAAACUUUGCCCGCCAUCCUGCCUGUGUGUCAGAAACAUGGCGGAAAGCGAGUUGAACGUUGACAGCCUCAUCUCUCGAUUACUGGAAGUACGAGGAUGUCGUCCAGGGAAGGUCGUACAGAUGUCAGAGGCCGAGGUGCGGGGGCUGUGCAUCAAGUCCAGAGAGAUUUUCCUCAGUCAGCCGAUCCUGUUAGAACUGGAGGCUCCGCUCAAAAUCUGUGGUGAUAUCCACGGACAGUACACAGACUUGCUGAGGCUAUUCGAGUACGGAGGUUUCCCUCCAGAAGCCAACUAUCUGUUUCUGGGGGACUACGUGGACAGAGGGAAACAAUCACUGGAGACCAUCUGUCUGCUGCUCGCCUACAAGAUCAAAUACCCAGAAAACUUCUUCUUGCUCAGGGGGAACCACGAGUGUGCCUCCAUCAACCGGAUUUACGGCUUCUAUGAUGAGUGCAAGCGCAGGUUCAACAUAAAGCUCUGGAAGACCUUCACAGACUGUUUUAACUGUUUGCCGAUUGCUGCGAUUAUUGAUGAGAAGAUCUUCUGCUGCCAUGGAGGGCUCUCACCUGAUCUGCAGUCCAUGGAACAAAUUCGACGCAUUAUGAGACCCACUGAUGUCCCAGAUACAGGCUUGUUGUGCGACCUGCUGUGGUCAGACCCAGACAAAGACGUCCAGGGCUGGGGGGAGAACGACCGGGGGGUUUCCUUCACUUUCGGAGCCGAUGUGGUCAGCAAGUUCCUCAACCGCCACGACCUGGAUCUCAUCUGUCGAGCACAUCAGGUUGUUGAAGACGGCUACGAGUUCUUUGCCAAACGACAGCUGGUGACGCUGUUUUCUGCUCCCAACUACUGCGGGGAGUUUGACAACGCAGGCGGCAUGAUGAGUGUGGACGAGUCCCUUAUGUGCUCUUUUCAGAUCCUGAAGCCGUCAGAGAAAAAAGCAAAGUACCAGUACGGAGGGGUGAAUUCAGGACGCCCAAUCACCCCGCCUCGCACCGCUCAGGCACCGAAAAAGAGGUGAGCGGCUGGCCCUGACUCUCCUGCUCCUCCCCCCAGCUGGUCUCUGGCCCUCGUCCCCCCUGCAGGCUGCCUCAAACACUCCAGCCUUCUCUCAGUCAGCUUGUUCGUGUGUAAACAGAAAUUCCAGGAGUGUUUUUUUGCUUGUUUGUGGGUAUUUCUAUGAACCUGUGAGUGGUAUUUUUUAAUUUUUAUGACGCCAUGGUAUGUAUUACUCAGCCCUCCCUUCUACCAGUCAGUCCCAUUCAGCAAUAUUGAAACCAACCUCUUGUGGAAAGGGCAAGAUGUUCAGAAAAGAUGCUUCCCUGCCUUCAGAUUAACAAUUUCCAUGGUGAUUUUGUGAAUGCAUGCACGCUUGUGAGACUGAGAUGGGUUCUUUUAGCCCUAGCCAAUGUAAAAUCCAUAGACUGUCCCAGACAACAGGGCCAAAUAUUUCCUAUCUCUCCUUAAUUGGUCUAAUGUUCAUGUAAUUUACUUAACUACUGCCAUUGCCCCCUUGUACAUGCCUGCGUUAGUACACUGCUUAAAAAUAGCUAGUUUGACAUUUCAAUGAUUUUCCUUUGACUCAAGAAUGUUUUUCUCUGUGGAGAUAAAUAAAAUCCUAAGAUUUUGAUGAUUUAAGUGCAAGAAAUAUUGCUAGAAAUCUUGCUAUAUGCAAGCAUAAUCAUCUGUACAGGCCAUUAAAGUCUAUUUGAUCUUUAAAAGAAGGACACAGCACUGUAAUGCUGUAUUUUACUAGGGCAUUCAUAUGGAUCAGAUGCUCUGUGUUACAUUAGUGUUUCCAGCCUCUUUUCACAACCAACAUCCAGCUAUGAACCUUUUUUACCCCUCGCAUCACUGAAGGAGUGUUUGUCAUUUAAUGUGUACAAGAGGAGAGUUUCCAUUGUUGGUAUAACAUGGGCAAAACAGAGCAAUGCAAUAGCGUAAAAAUUAAAUUUUCUGUUCUUACAGUAUGUAAAUUCAGUGUAUGUGGCAAAUGUGGGAAGCAAACAUCAGUGAGAACUCUGAGUUUGCGUCCUUUAGUCUGUUAAGUACAGUAGGUGAGUAGAACAGUAGAGACGGAGCUGCCAGCGCACAAGAGGACGGUGUGUAAAAAAAAUGAAAAGAAAAUGGCAUCUUGUUAGGUAAGAAACUGUUGAACCGUGCAGGAUUAUAAGAAAUAGUUUUCAAUAUAUUCAUUUUAAAAGUGAUCACAGUUCAAAAUGUCAUGUUUGGAGAGGUGUUUGUUAUCAACCUCUCACAACAUCGUUCCAGUCAUAAGACAUCGCAUGACAUUGUAAAGACAUCAGAAUCAUCAAGUCAGGACGAUGGCAUUUUGUUUGUUGUUGUCAUUAUGCUAGUUCCCACUUAGUGGUUAUUAAAUGAAGUAAAUCAUUUCCAACUCACUAAUGGACAUCUAACCUAUGUAUUUUUUUAUUUAUUUAAAUCUUGCCUUUUGCCUUGUAAAUCUGUCGGUCUUCAAGUUGGAAACGGUAUGUUAAGAUGUUUUGAGAUUUGUACAAGUUUGUUUCAAACGAGUGAAAUAAAUGGAAGUGCUGUUGA